Molecule: messenger RNA, 755 nt
Organism: Haliotis rubra (blacklip abalone)
Lineage: Eukaryota; Metazoa; Mollusca; Gastropoda; Lepetellida; Haliotidae
Exons: 3
Coding region: 21-551 (176 amino acids)
Source: RefSeq, a predicted model, not a curated record
CUUGUGACCAACUUUGCAUCAUGUUCACGAGCGUUGCAAGUGUUUACCAUCAAGCUCGGGAAGAGUUGAGAAAGUCUCAGCGUCCUACCAUUGCUGCCUGCCCCUCCGACCAUCCUGUCCCUCUCCCACUGUCAACUGCUGUGGUAUCCCCACCCAUCACCCAGACCCCUCUCCCUAACCCUGCCCUUCGGUCACUGUCUGGUUCCUCCAUGAACUUGGAGCAGGACAUCCUUGAGAUAGACUUGGGAGAUCCCACAAAACCAUGUGCGAUACUUUCCUCCAUGAACUUGGAGCAGGACAUCCUUGAGAUAGACUUGGGAGAUCCCACAAAACCAUGUGCAAUACUUUCCUCCAUGAACUUGGAGCAGGACAUACCUGAGAUAGACUUGGGAAAUCCCACAUCACCAUUUACAGUACAGCCUGUGAAAACAGAAUCCUAUGUCCUGAUUGAUGUGAGCCACCUGGAAGAACCAAGUCAGCCACAGUCAUUUGAGACAGCAUGCUGCUGCAGUGUCUUCAGCUUCAUCAAGGGACUGUUCACUCUGUACUAGAUGGACAUGUGAUGUGGCUUGAACAAUUUGAACAUUUACAAAAUUGUGAAAAUCUAAAGAACACUUUGUGCCUAUUUGGACUAUUUGAAGACUUAGUCUCUCGAAACAAGCAAAAUGAAAUGAUCUAUUGUCAGUAAAUAUUUCCAUCAAUUUGAUUUUGUCAAGGCAUUGUUAUUACAUUUAUAAAAGUUACUGCUUUUUUUU